Penicillium riverlandense is the source of this 180-nucleotide messenger RNA. RefSeq lists its product as uncharacterized. Bases 1 to 180 code for a protein of 59 amino acids. The transcript is spliced from 2 exons. Lineage: Eukaryota; Fungi; Ascomycota; Eurotiomycetes; Eurotiales; Aspergillaceae. The record is from RefSeq and is a predicted model, not a curated record.
AUGCGGAGUGGUAGAGACGAAAUGCGGCUAUCGUUGCAAUCUCAUAAUACUAUAGUCACCUUAAAGAGCGAGUAUAAGUCAACCUUAAGACAUUUUCGAGAGAAGCAUUUCUAUGAUCGGAAGUGUCUCAUGUGUUACGAAGAUCUCUUACAUGAGAUGCAUCUUCGCAGACACGCGUAG